AUGGCAAAAAUAGAUAGACGCGAGACUUCAAGACUCGCCAUAGAAAAGGCCGAAAAGGACUCUAUAGUAUCUCUGCUCAACUCAGUCAUCAACAAUGAAGAUAAAGGCAAAAGAUAUACGCAUGUUCGUGAUAUUGUUGUCCUCACGGCCAAAUCAAGAUAUCUCGAAAAUGGGGAUGGUUUGGAUAUCGACCUUGGCCCUACCAUCGCAAUCGCCCAACAUUUCCGAGUUUCGGAUUGGAAACUACUCGUGAAACACUGGAAAUCAGUACCAGACGAUGUCAAGGUCAGCGUCCGAACUAUUGCUUUUGACACAGCUUCCUGGCACACAUAUGUAAAAAAUAUUGGGAAUGAAGAUCCAAACCUUUUAGCACACAUUGCUCUUGAAGGUGCAUUGAUAAUAGCACGGCAAAAGCCAUUCGUUGCUUUGUCUCUCUUUGAUUCCGUGCUUGGGCCAGGCAGAGACUUGGCCGACUGGGAAACCCGUUCAGCAAGUCCCGAGCGAACGAUUAUCGGACCGGAUCAGCUGUCUGGUCAAUCAAUUCACGCUUCUAUUAGCCCCAGUCCUAGUAUUAUUUCGACCAUGCCCAGGAAUUCGCCAGGUGACGAUAGUGGAGACCUAUUCUACCACCUAUCUCCAGUCGAAAUCGCGGGUCCCACCCACUCUGUCAUCACGAGAUAUCAUGAAUCUUCCCUUUCCUUGACAACCGGCGACACGAUACAACACGGGGCGACAAGGAUCAAGCGGAAAAGAACUGACCUUCCAGCUCUCGAUAUUGAGAAUUACAAUAUGAACACGACAUGUAGUCUGGCCAGCAGGCUUGAAGUUCCACAUGCCACGACUGCUAACCAUCUCCUGCGUGUCGGUUUGCCUACUCCAGGCCCCUCUCUUCAGCUUACGAUGCAAUACGAAGUUCCAGACACGGCUGAUUCGAUUGUGUUCGCGACCGAGGGGAACGUCGAAAGCCUGAAGCUCCUGUUCACACACGGAUUUGCAUCCCCAAGCGACUGGGCUCUCUAUGGAGGAAUGCAUCAAUUUGAAACUGUGCGGUUUUUGAUCAGUCAAGGAGCACCAAUAGACAGAGAGUCAUAUGGACAUGUCUGGGAUUUUUCAUUCCGUCUAAAAUGCAAUGAUGAGGAGUUCAAAGCUCUGUCGUGCAUUCGAGAAGGACUUGACAAUGAUUGGAUCGAGGACCAAAACUAUCAACCGGUCCACAAGAUUGUUCUGCACCUUUCCUCGGAAAACCUCACGGCCGAGCUCGAGAAAAACCCGAACGCUGUUCACCUCAAAGAUGCCCAAGGCCGAACCGCACUGGAUUGGGCCACUGCACGCGCUCAAUUGACCGACAUGAAGGUCCUGAUAUACCACAGCUCUGAUGUCAACAAUAUGGAUACCACUGGUCGCACUACAAUCCUACAUGCGGUGGAUAGCCAUAGCUAUGAAGCUCUCCAAAUUGUUUUGGCUGCAGGCGCAAUCCCCGAUCCCAUAGUCCCUCCCAACCUUUUCCGCAGCAGUCCUCUUACCUCGGCUUGCUUCGGCGGGUUGGCGGACAUGGUUAGGUUGCUCAUCAAACAUGGCGCCAACAUCCGUGCUUGCAACCCAGAGGGACGCACGGCGCUGCAUACAGCAGCUAUCAAGGGACACGUUGAAUGUGCAACAAUCCUUCUCAACCAUGGAGCUGACUUGAACGAAGCUUCGAUGAAUGGACGAAUACCGUUAAUGAUGGCAAUAAUUCACAACAAAUACGACAUUUUUAAACUCUUUUUAGAACAUUGCCAGAAGUACCAUGGCCUCCAGAAUUCUGGACUUUUGGGUACAAUAAUAGCUGAGCAUGCCGACGCGGAUACCAUGUCAAUACUCGCUUCGUCUCAUCACUUGCUGAAGCUGUUGGGUUUAGACGGGUCAUGUUUGUAUGAUAUCCGCGACACAGUUCUUCUGCGGACGCAUCAGGAUGCAAGGCUCUGCCACGCUUUUGAAGGGUUGCUAGCCGCUGCUUUUUCAUGUGUAAAUCUACUUAAGCUGUGA
This is a messenger RNA of Pyricularia grisea, 2025 nucleotides long. RefSeq lists its product as uncharacterized. The transcript is spliced from 6 exons. Gene Ontology annotation, molecular function: protein binding. The record is from RefSeq and is a predicted model, not a curated record. The coding region runs from base 1 to 2025 and encodes 674 amino acids. Lineage: Eukaryota; Fungi; Ascomycota; Sordariomycetes; Magnaporthales; Pyriculariaceae. Gene Ontology annotation, cellular component: cytoplasm.